CUUUUGUGGAGACGGAACCCUAAUCUGACGGCCAUACACCGUUUUCCAGAUCGGGCGGCGUGAAUGUGAAUCCAACGAGACAGCCGCAGCUGGGCAGUUCGUUCGUUCCCCAGCAGAGGAAGAUACAACCCAGGCAGAGAAUAGAAGGGGUCCGAGAAGAGAAGAGAAUCCAAGGAAGGAGCCGGCGGCGAUGGCGUGGCGGGCGAGCCUAUCCCGGAACGUGAAGGAGAUCCGCUUCCUCUUCUGCCAGUCUUCCCCUGCCAGCGGCCCCGCCCGGGAGUUCGUGAAGAAGAACUACGGUGACAUCAAGACCCGCAACCCCACCCUCCCCGUCCUCAUCCGCGAGUGCUCCGGCGUCCAGCCUCAGCUCUGGGCGCGCUACGAUAUGGGUGUGGAGAGGUGCGUGCGCUUGGAUGGCUUGACAGAAGCCCAGAUCGACAAGAAGUUGGAGGAGCUAGCCAAGGCAGGAGUUGCUUAAAGCUAAAAACUGUCAGGCUAGCCAAGUUUUCUUGCGUUAAAUCUUCACAAAUAAGAGAAAAGUUAACAUGGGAUGUUACAUUAUCUUGAUUUCAGUACCAUGACUGUACUCGAGUGUUGAAUUUGUACAACUGAUUGCUGAGAAAGUAACUAUUUUUCCUAUCGUUCUUCAA
Messenger RNA from Aegilops tauschii subsp. strangulata, 650 nucleotides. Its product is annotated as NADH dehydrogenase [ubiquinone] 1 alpha subcomplex subunit 2. NCBI's taxonomy places the organism in Eukaryota, Viridiplantae, Streptophyta, Magnoliopsida, Poales, Poaceae. Gene Ontology annotation, cellular component: respiratory chain complex I. The record is from RefSeq and is a predicted model, not a curated record.